This is a messenger RNA of Boeremia exigua, 875 nucleotides long. Its product is annotated as histone acetyltransferase-like protein. Bases 170 to 844 code for a protein of 224 amino acids. The transcript has 2 exons. Gene Ontology annotation, molecular function: acyltransferase activity, transferring groups other than amino-acyl groups. The record is from RefSeq and is a predicted model, not a curated record. Lineage: Eukaryota; Fungi; Ascomycota; Dothideomycetes; Pleosporales; Didymellaceae.
AUACUUGGCUCACACCUUGUGCGAGAUCGGAGCCCCGCGCUAACUAGCACUCGGCCUGCCAUCCGUAGCCUCCAUGCAGAAGUACAUGCACACGCCCUAUCAGCCUCAAAACUGGAGUCAAGCCGACCCCCGAUUCACCAAUUGAUCAAUUGCAACAACAACCGCAACCAUGCCCGCCAUGCUCGACGACCCCACUUCCCCCCCAAUCCUGCACAAGGUGGACGGAGCAGCCCACGCUUUCACUCCAGAACACGUGACGCUUAAGAACGGUGCGUCCGCAACAAUCAUCCCCUUCACAUCACUCGACCAGGUCCCCUCAUCACUCGUCGCUUUCCUGCACGCGCAGCUCAGCGCCGAGAUUGAGGGCGGAGACACCUACCCAAUGCUUGAAGCACUGCCGUUAUCCGGCUUUGGACCAUACUGGUUCGGCGUAUUCGGGGCAGUGAUGCUUGAAGGCACCUUUGGGUCAUCUGCAGAGGUGAGGGACCUGGAUGCAGACUGGAGCACCGUGUGUCUGGGGAGCUUCUACACGAAGCCAAAUUACCCCGGGCGCAGCAGCCAUGUGUGCAACGCCGGGUUCUUGGUUACGGUUGCGGCACGUAACAAGGGUGUGGGAAAGCUGCUUGGAAAGCAAUAUCUCAAGUGGGCGCCUAAGCUGGGUUUCACGUACUCGGUGUUCAAUCUUGUGUAUGAAACGAAUGUUGCAUCCACGAGGAUCUGGGAUUCAUUGGGCUUUGAGAGAAUUGGGCGAGUGAAGAAGUGUGGAGUGUUGAAGAGCUAUCCUGGGAAGAAGAUCGAUGCGAUUGUCUAUGGAUAUGAUUUUGAGCCAGAUUCGACAGACUAGAUGGAGAUAACGAGAAAUUGAGACUUUUAAC